UGCGCGCUCAACACAUACACAACAAACAUGGUGGCACCCAGGUAGCAGGUGUCCGGUUUGGAAUGACUUUUCUUAUCUUGGAUUAAAUCACUGCAGGUAAAAUCAUUUCCUUAAACAGCACCUAGGUGGAGAGCCAUACGAAUAAGCGAAUUUACCGCAUUGGAAACAGUCCUCAAUGACAAUUUAACUGUCUGCUCCUGGCAAUGUUAAUCCUAAUUGUUCUCAUUGUUUAAAUGGAGUAUUGACAGAUUGGGGACCUGACAAGGCAGAGCUAUUCUGUGGGUACAUCCAAUACAUUCAACCCCUUUAGUAGGCCGCGUGGAAAACGUCUGCUGCCAGAUUCUCUAAGAACAAUUACUAUCUUGGAGAAUUGCAAUAUUCGUCAAUACGUUAAGAGGCCUUAUCUCACAGAAGAACAGUUAUGGUUCAGUUCUUUUCACUCAGAGCCUCAGGUACCCACUCAGUACAGAGGCAUAUUUAUGAGUAAUAAUACUCGGAAAUAAAUCUUUACAGUUAUCUAAUGUGUGUAAUGAAUCCAAUCUUAGCUGGAUUUUAUUUACACAGUGGUUUAUUCAUGGAUUAAAAACCAAACAGGAAAAUGUAGUUUAAAAAUAGCUAAACCGUAAAUAUAACAAAGUUGGAGCUUUAAAAUUAAAAAAAAAAAAAAAAUUAGCUAAUUUUACUAAAUCUUGCAGUUAAGGUUUUCAGUUCUCUUCAGUUUGGUGUUUAGUGAAGAAAAAAAAAAAAGUAGAGACUAUUUUACACUCUCAUUUACAGCUGACAUUCCCACAUUAGUAGAAACGUUAGCUGUUCGGAGUAGUGGUUGUUGUAUUAGUCUUUGAAUUGAGAAAACAUUUCUAUUAUUGUCAGACAAUUUUGGCAAAAAUAAGUGAAUUUAAAAAAAGAACCAAUAUAUUUUUUAUGCCUGGCUAUUUUGGACUAACUUUUUAACUUACUAUUUAGUUCAUUAAACAAACUCCAAAGCAUAAUGAUCAUCAUCAAAAGAAUCAUUCACAAAGGGACUGAGACUUCCUUUUGUAUGUUCUAUGAUAACAAGUAUCGAUGCACCAUAAGGUUUGCAAAACAAAUUUUCUAUUGAGUAUGAUUUUAUUCUGGUCUUCUAAUUGUUCACAAGACAAAAUUAAUAAUGCCAAGUUUUCCCCUUUCUAUCAUGUAUAUGCAUUAGUUUAAAAUCUACUUUUGUAUUAAAUUUGUACUUGAUAGUAAAUUUAGGUCAUCAUCUUUUGAUUUAUAUAAUCAUUGCAGAUUCUCAGCUUCUUACUCAAGAUGUUUGGGGAUCUUUUUGAAGAGGAGGAGGACUUUUCAUUCCUUUCAAGCAGUCCAAAUGCCAACAGAAAAUUAAAAUGUAAAGAUUCUCAAAUACUGGAGCCUCGGGGGCAUACAAGAUUGAGUGGACUCAAAAAUCAGGGAGGCACAUGUUACCUGAACUCACUACUUCAAACCCUCCUUUUUACACCAGAAUUCAGAGGUUUGGCUAAUACAUGUGAUAUGAAAAUUGGAAGAAUUGUUACUAAUGUUGUACAUAACUCUUAUCCUUAUUUUAGUGUAAAUGGAUUUUGGUUGAUUGUUUGAAAGAAUAAUCUGAUAUAAGGGUAAAAAUUAAUCCAUUAGUGACUUUUUGGAAAUACCAGGCAUCAUAUUGCUUUGGAUUUAUCUGUCGACACGAACAAUUGCUUUAAAUAUGUACGUGUUAAACUUGUUCAUGAUAAAUUUAUCCAUUGAGCAAUUGCUAUUCUGAGAUUUAAAGUUGUCAGACAUUUCAUUAGAAGAAAAAGAGGCAAGUACCAUAUGGGGUCGUUGUAUAUUUUGCUAAGAUCACCAAUGGUGAUUAGGUUGUUGCACUGAGGUAAAGUUGGGGUUUUCUUAUCUGAACCUGUCUUUUCCGGGCCACCACCAUAUUCAUCCUUUUGGUGCUGUUCAGUUACUAGCACUUCAUCUGCCAGGAGCCCACAUCAGUGUAAUCUCACGCAUGUGAGAGUCUAUUGAGGAUCCUGCGAGACCAUGGGCUGCUCCAUAGACAAGGACUUUUUUUCUACAGCCAUCAUAAGUGAUGACUGGGGAAAAUUACAAAACCUGACGGCGGUAGCUCUGCCUUUUGUCAAGUUUUGUCAGGCAUAGAGAAUAUACAUCAGUAUAUAUUUUGACUAGUGCAACUACUGUUCUUUCAACUUUGAACUUGAAAACUAUUAUUCCAACGGUGUUUCUAGGAACGUUCAGUGCCUUCUUUUUCAUUUUGUAUCCUGUUCCUUGUUUGUGAAGGGCAAUGAUCUCUUAUUUCUUUAUUGCAAUAUUUCUAACAUGCAGUCAACAGUGACACUCAACAAGCUCCUAGCCAUUUUAGGUAUUUCAAGUGAUCCUGCUCGAUCACACCUGGUGUAACUAAUUAAGCCCUUGUUUCCCGCGUUUUGCAUAUUUGUGCUUUUGUGAGGGAUUCUGUUCAGGGAGUUGAAUGAUUUUGAGACUGGAGAAAUUAUUUUAAGUGACAUUUCCAGUUGAAUUGGGGUAAACCACUUGAAACAUUCGUUGUGUUUAGCUACUUCAAUUGCUUUUGUUUGAUCUCUUCAUUGCAAACAGCUGAAAGUCCUACACUUUCUGUAAAUUUUGACAAUAAACCUGAUUUUCAACGAGGGGGAAUAAUUUUGAUUACAUCUGUAAUAUUUUAUUGGAUUACAUAAUUCAAACAUUCCUACAAUUGAAUUUGUGUUUCUAGAAGCCCUUUUUGCUUUGGGUCCCAAAGACCUUGGUUACUUGGAGGAAAAGGAGGAUCCAGAUUACAAGGUACUGGUUUUGAUUGAUCCUUCCAAUAUAUUAUUAAGUUUACUCGCAAUGGAAAAUGUAAUAUACAUUUUAAUUAUGUUGGCUCAGAUUGGGUUUUCUGGUGCCUCAUGUGCUAUUUUUUUUCAGUAUCUCCUUAAAGGUAAACCAUAACGUCCCUGGAAAAUACACAACUAAAUUUAAAAAAGAAUCCAAAUUACAUAGAAUUCACAGUUAAAUGUAGUGUGACUUGAUUGCUUUACAUCAUACAUCACAACAAAUUUGAUGGUCAAAUAUUCCCAAAUUCAAAAUACUUGCUGUACAUGAUGUAUAUUUUGGUCCGUUCAUUCAGUCUCUUCCCUUCCCUCUCAUAUUGUUAUCACCAAAUUCAAACCUUUCCUUACACCAGUAUGUAUAUGUCAAACCAUAAAGGACAGAACACUUUAUAGUGAAAUAUUGUUUAUGUUUUAACAGAAAAGAAUGUAAAACAUAAAAGAUUCCUAAACCCAGCAACUCCAAUAACUCACAGGGUACAAAGGAUUUUGAUUUUGAACAGUGGAUCUUGGAAGACUGUUCUACUUGCAUCUUUUCAAUUACUUAUGUGAUAUUAAUAAUGUUAUAUAUUCUUGAAGGUACGGAUAAUCCCCUUACAGUUACAGCGACUUUUUGCACAGCUUCUGCUGCUGGAUCAGCAGGCUGCAUCCACCACGGACCUCACAAACAGCUUUGGUUGGAACAAUAACGAGGUGUGUAAUCGUCAUUCAUGUUAUCAACAAUGUCAUUCUUUUUAUAGCAUCCAAAUCAUAUUUAAGUUUCUGAUUCCAUCUUAGAAUAAUCUGGUUGGAUCUCAGUGUUUUUUUUUUGUUGUUGUUUUUUUUUUUUAUAUUUAGUGAAAUCAAGGUGUUUUCUACAGCAACCAGUUUUUGGAAUACAUCAUUAGAAAGGCAAAGGACUAUCCAUGUGUAUCCCUCUCUUAUCUCUACACCUAUUAACCCAUUUCCUCCUCAUUACAGGAGACUGGUCAGCAUGACGUGCAGGAACUAAAUCGAAUAUUGUUCAGUGCCUUGGAGAGCUCCCUGGAGGGCACGUCUGGCCACAAUCUUAUUAAGAGCUUGUAUCAUGGCACCGUGGUUAAUCAAAUUAAGUGCCAGGAAUGUGGCUACAUCAGUAAGCGGCAGGUAAGACUUGAAUGGUUAGGUCAUAUUUUGAGAAGUGGUGCAAAGAGAAGAAAUAUACAACUGAUCAUAGAGGCACACUCUAAAACAGGGGUUCCCAAAAGGCAGAUCACCAGGUUGUAUUAAAACUACAGCUUCUAUGAUGCGUUGUCCGUCUAAUGGCAUUCUAAAGGCUUGCAAAGCAUCAUGGUAGUUAUAGUUCUACAACAUCUGGGGAUUCAGAGAAUAUUGUGAAAAUAUAAACAAUAUAUAACUCAUAUAGAUUGUAAUAACUGCCAGUUCAUAUAUUUGGAAAUCUCCCUUUUAUAUAACAUACUCAUAUUAUUUUGUAAUGUAAAAAAAAGUCAAAGUUUUCCUGUAUGACAAAUUCUAUAAGAGUGUUGCUACAUCUGAUCCUUAUGAUAACCUUGUGUCACAUUUUUAUCUGGCACUUACAUAAAUUUCCAGUAAAAUUCAUUUGUAUAUUUUUAUAAAGCACAACUAUGCUAUUGAAGAAAACAUUUAUAUGAAGAUGAUUAUAACAAUCUCUGUGGUAAUAUUGUCCGCAUAUACAGAAGUUAUCAAAUUUGAACGUAAUUUACAUUCUUCUGUGAUGCUUUUCUUCUGAAUAAUUCUGUGUGCACCUUUCUAUGCAGGAAGAUUUUCUUGAUUUAACUGUUGCAGUGAAGGACGUGUGCAGCUUGGAGGAAUCUUUAUAUAACAUGUACGUUGAGGAGGAAAUCUUCGAAGGGGAUAAUCUGUAUCGAUGUGGAUCCUGUGAUAAACUUGUAGCAGCUGCUAAGGUAUGUUUAUUGUAGUGCAUCAGUUAUAGGCCAUCUGCUUUGAAAUGCCAACUCCCGUGUACCUCAGGCAACCAAGGGCUUAUAGAAUUUGUAAAUGAACAACUGGACAGAAAGCAUACAUUUUAAACUACGUGUAUACUUAAAUUGGCUUACAAAAUUUGUAAUGCAAUUCGGAUGUUUAUUGCAAAAUGUUAGAAAGGGCCUGUUUAUUCUGAAGAUAUUGCAUACACAGAACUUGAAACAACUUCAGAGCAUCAGAGAAUGGCGUUCUGGUUUAUUUACAUAUAACACGAGAUCCCUUGAUUUCCCUGGACUAUCCUUUCUUCUAACUCUACUGCUGCUCAGUAGUUGCCCCACAAGCUCCCAAGCCUGCCAUGUCUCUCCUUCCCCCCCCUGACCUCUCCUUAUACCUGGAGUCCAGUUUGUGUCCUCUUUAACAUGUUUCCUGACAUUCCAUUAGAUAAACCUACCAAUAGAGUAUGCGUACAAUUAAAUUUUACAUUCUUCACUUGCCUUACUCAUCGGUUUGUUACAAGCACUUUUACCUAUAUGUACACAUUUUAUUUUUUGUACUUCUAUUUUUGCUUUAAAAACAUUAAAAAAAUUCAGUAGUCUAUGAUUUUAAAAUUAAAUUCUAAUAUAUGUGUGGAAUGAUCAUUUCAGUUUCAGGAACAUUCGAAAUAAAUAAUUACAUUUCUAGUUGUUAUGCAGUAAACUUUUCACCAUGUCGAUGUUUUGCAGCCUGCCACUUAAAGGGACACUAUGAUCAUCAGAACUACAGCUUAAUAUAGUUGUUCUGGUGAGUGUAGUCAGUCCCUGCAGCCAUUUUGCGGUAAACACUAUCUUUUCAGAGAAAUGUCAGUGUUUACAUUACUGCCUAGUAACACAUGUAGUGGCAGUCACUCAUAUGGCCACUAGAGGUACUAACAGUGCUUGUUAUCUUAAAUGAGGAGAUGCUGAUUGGCCAGCGAGGUGUCUGGAUCUGCCCACCCGCCCCACCUCUUGCCUUUAGGAAAGCACUGAAUUGACCGAGCUCAUCAAUUCUGAUGAUCUCAGCCAGGGAAUCGGAGCAGGGGUGUGGUGAGUUUUUAAUCUAUUUAAGGGGGCAAUUGGUGGCCAGAAAACUAAAUAGUGUAUUUCUGAGCCCAAUAGUGUUCCUUUAACUCUUUCUUUCUCCCACAGUCUGCCAAGCUGGGAAAACUUCCACCGUUCCUCACUCUAUCUCUGCUGAGAUUUAACUUUGAUUUUACAAAGUGUGAACGUUAUAAGGAGACAUCCCGCUACACUUUCCCCACGCAUCUUAACAUCCGGCCCUUUUGUGAGCAGGUUUGAGCUAUUUCUUUGCUUUUUUUUUUGUUUGUUUAUAUGCUUAUGCUCACUUGUGAAACUCUGAGUUUACUUUGUAUAAAGUGGGCAUUUUUUGUUUACCAACCCUUCUUUAAAUGAUCAAAGUAAGUGAAAUGAUUGUAUGAUACAUUUUGUAUUCUCUUAGGAUCUUAAACACUCGUGGUUUUUCCCCAUAAACCAUACACUCAACACAAUACAAACACCACAAAAUGAGAUGUAGGAGCACUAUUUCACAGUUGUUCAAGAACAAGCAGACAACACUUGUCGUCCAUAACUGGUGAAUGCACAAAAUAAGCUGUAUAAAAAGAACUAGCAUAGAUAAUAAUUAUAUUAAUUAAGCAGCUCAGAGGAAGAAGACACAUAUGGUUCUGAGGCACAACAAACGGUGGUACCUUUUUAAGGUAGUCCUUGGCUGCCUUGUCUAGUGUUCCAUGAUGUACGGGUACCUCAUAAAUAAGAAGUAAAAUUUAACCUCAUGGAGUAGUCUGCCAAAAAAGUAAAAAAAGCUGACAUGAAACUGAACCUCUCAUGGUCCGCUCAGGUCUUUAAAGGCUUUGACAUCAAAUGGUGUAUAGGAUGACCCCUUACUUUGUCCAUAAAACAAAUACAGAAUGUAGUUUAGUUUAAAAUUAUUCUUGAUUCAUGUUUAUGCUGAUAACUGACCCAUUUUUUUCUUCCUUGUAGAAUCACAUAGAAGACCCUGUGUGCACAUAUGAGCUAUUUUCUGUUAUCAUACACAAGGGCGGCUGCUAUGGGGGCCAUUAUCAUGUUUACAUCAGAGAUGUGGAUGAACUGGGCCACUGGGACUGUCAGGUAAGCUUGUCAAUGGAUGAUGAGCCUUAGGAAAUGAGCAAAAAGAUGCAUAUAUUGGCCAAGUGCCUCCAUUCAUUACUGACAAAAUGUUCUGCGUUUUGCAAUAAAGUGACACUUUUAUAGUGCUGGUGCCAUUACAUUCACUAGCUUAAAACUCUUGUAAUUUUGUUAAUUUCAGAUGUUAUUUGUGGCUUAGUUGCUCCCCACAUUCUUAAUUUGCUUACAUUUUGUGCACCUUUGUCUUCUAAACCUCUAUUGAAUCUAUAUGUUCAUUCACAGGAAGAAGUGAAAAACUUGGUUAAGGAUGCUGAUAAUGAGUAUGAAUCUCCUGCUGUCACACUUGCUUCCAUCAUAGCAGCGGUAAAUAAACAACAACAAUAUAGCAUUUACGUUGUAGUAGUAAUAUGGAUCCAACCUGUACAUUCUUCUGUCUAAGAGACAUCCUUAACAAAUAGAUUCUUAAAGCAGCACAGUCAUGUUUGGGUUUUUUUCUGCAGUUUUCCUCUCCAUAUGCACCCUGUAUCUUAACAACUAAUGACAGAAUUCUUCUAUCAUGAAUGUCCUUUUCUUAAAGACCCAUGAUGGAAUAAUUCCUUUAUUUGGUACUUUAGAGACUAUUUCUCUGCAGCGUUUAAAGGUGGCGGUUCGACUUAGUGUUUUACAAUUGGAGGCUCAUUCAAAGAUUAUUUACACGAGUCACAGAAAGAACAUAUCCAUAUUUUUUUUGUUUGUUUUUAUUUUGUAUUUUCUUUUUGAAGUUGAUUUAAUGUUUUAAAUACUGUGCCAUGCAAACUCUAAUUUCAUUAUAAUGCUCUAAUCCUUUCUUCUGGCCUAGGAUGGAGUAGAUAAAAUGAUUCAAGUGGAUCAGCUGGGGCAGAAACUGUUGGAACACACAGGAACAUCCUGGAGUAAGAUGUAUCGGAAGCAACAUGGAAGCAUCCGCAAGGUAACAAUAAAGCAUAGUGUAGAAUUGUGUAAAAGGAUAUAAAACAUUCUCUUGACAGAUAAGGGCAAGGCAAAUGGUACUGAAGUGUAAUGCAAGAUAACACAAAGGAAAAAGCAUCAUAAUCUGCUGGGGGAAAUCUGAAAGAGAAUAAGUAAGCAAUAUCCCUUGACAUUUUAAAAGCAAUGCUAUGUUAGCACAGCUCUAACUUCAGGCUAAACAUGAAAACCUGAACGAAUGAAUAUGUGCCAAAGCAAAAAAAUGCCUAGGCAGUAAGAUGUCAGGUGGAUACUACUAGAAGGUAUCCUGGACUUAAACCGUUGUGAAUAGAAGUCCCUAAAAUUACCUUUAUUAUUAAGGGUUUAUUUUUGGUCUAUUUUUUUACCUCUUAAAUUUUUGUGUCCAUAUACCUACUUAAACUAUUGUUCAAGGUGGCAGACGAAGGUGUGAAUUGGCACCCGGCGGAUAUGUUCCUUAACCGCUCCGCUCUCUAGGUGUCCAAAUUUAAGAAAUUCCUCUCUCUGCACUUGCUAACUGCAGCACGCUCUCUAAUACCCACUUUCUGGAAACGGAAGGACACUCUGACAUUCCAAGACUUGCUCAGCAGAGUAGAAGAGAUCCGCCAACUGGAGGAAGGGGUUGCCACAACUAAAGGAAGACUGGAGAAGCAUGAGGAGAUCUGGAGAACCUGGAUUUACCACUUGAGCACGGAAAACACAUAAAGCCUGCCACAGACAUUGUGUUGUGCCCGUAAAGGCGACAGGAGACUGCGGGGCAGUGGGGGCUCCCUGGAGGGGGUCAGAGCAGGCAGGACUGGAGUGACAAUUCCCGUUCAUUUCCUCCCCCUUUUUUUUUCCCCCCUCCCUUUUCCCCUUACACUUUCUUCUUUUCCUCCCAAAUAAUAUUUGCUCUGACUCUCAAAGUGGUUCCUCACAGAUGCUCAACUACCAGGCAACAUGGGUUUGUAACUCACGGAGGGUGCAGGUAGUCGUGGUUUACUCUAAGACUGCCUAACCACAGGCUUCGGCAUCAUCGCCCCAAGGGCUAGACCCAAUAGCGAAAUGGUCACAGGGCCGGGAACUGGCGAACAUGAACAGGGCACACGAUCCCAUACCCGGGACUAGGAAUUUAGCAUGUAUAGUAUACAUGUAGGUUCCGUGUACAAGGGCAGUUACACGCCUAAGUGACACACCAAGCGUAAUCAGCGCCCUUGAACAUGAUGCGAUGAUAUCUGUAGACCUGUACCUCUUAUUGCAAACCCAAAUUGGGAACCACAGGGAAGUAGUAGGAUUGACCUACUUAUGUAACUGAUUGCCACCUUUAUACUAUGACUGCAUAUUGUAUUAGCAUUGAGAAACUUUCAAUAAAAAACUGAGAUUGUCAAAAAAAAAAAAAAACAACAACAAUUGCUGUUUUUCUAGAGGAGCUUUUGAUUCUCUAGUAGAGAACGUGCUCCACAUUCUGGACUCUUCCUCCCCUUAGUUAUUUGUAAACCUGAAAUGUUGAGGUUACAAGACAGGCAAACAAAAUAAUUGGAGGCUGAAGUAUACGACUCUUGGAAUUCUAGUAAAAUCAUUGUUGCAAUCUUGAUUUCUUCAGGUCUGUAUUUUAAUUGUAAUAUGUGAACAAAUUAAGUUAUAUACUUAUUCUUUUAUUUAAACUAAAUCCACUAUUUUUACAGUUCUUACAGAACCAUCGCCAAAUCUUCCAGCUUAGUUCAGAUGGUUCCUUAGUGGGUUUGGCACAAAGUGGAAAUGAUACUGAAGACUCUGAUCUACAUCUGUCUAAUCAGAGUACCCCUGAUAUAAUGAAAAAUCCAGAAAAAGACGCGAGCCAUUGGUUUGAUUUCAAUGACUCGACCGUACAAUCAAUCCAGGAGAAAGACAUAGAGAAGCAGUUUCAAGGAAAAGAAAGUGCUUAUAUGCUCUUUUAUCGCAAAAGCCAACUGCAAAGACCUCAGGAAGGUAACUGUAAAAACUAAGAAAUCCCUUUUGUUUGUUGUCCAAGUUGGAAAAUUGUCUUUUGUUGGAGAAAUGCAACAUUUGUUAUGGUGUCUAGGAAGCAAGAGAUCACAAUAACUAGUCCAUGAAUAAUCUUUUUAAGGUCACACCACAAACUUCAUAAAAUAAAGUAUGGUUUUCACUAACCCAUUUCAAAUCGUAUGUUAUUCACACAUUGUGUGUGGUUCAUGUUCAGUUAGAUGGUUUAAUCAAUACAUCAGGCCUUUUUAAUUUGUUUGCAAAAGUAUAAGUUAAAAUAUAUUGCUUCCACUACAUAUCAUUGUCAAUAGAAAGAUUCUGCCUGUAAUCAUGUGCUAUCCCAGAAUGAAUUUUUAAUUUUUUUUAAGAUAUAGAUGAUACAGCAUAUUUUCUAUUAGUACUGUUUUGAGUUUGACUGUGUUUGGUCUUACCACAAACUAUUUGGCACCUAGCUGUUUACAGUCAGAGAGACUUCAACUUCCAGACCCGAACUCCAAACUGAGUCAGGCACUCAGUUUUUGCCAUGUUGACAAGAUCCAGAGGGUCAAAACUGCACAGUCCAUGGUUGGUUUCUGGUCACUGGUCCUUUUGGAUCACAACCCAUUCUAUGGUUUAAAAAAAAAAAAAGAAGCCUUGUUUAAUACAGCAUCGAUUGUUAAGGGUAUCUGCAGAAGUGCAGUAUGAAUUCUGAAACACAAUGCCUGUCUGGGCUCACUUGCGUUUCAAGCUGGGAACUCUGGGAUAGCUGUAGAAGCCUGAUUUCUCGAGUUUCUGUGCCCAAGGGGGAGUUGACAAAGUCCAACUUGAGAUAUGCAGGUAAUGCACAACAGUAAUUUUCAUCUAUACUAUAUAUGUGGGUAUAUGUGACUUGUGAAAGUUGACUAUCAUCGUUUCAGUUUUGGUAUUUCUGCUCGGUGAGUUACUGCUCAAUUAUUUUUGUACAUGAAGAGUUCUUAAAUUCUUUAAUCUAUAAUUUAUCUUAUCUUUGUAGCGAUUGGCAAUGCUCAUUUUGGAGUGCCUGAUUACCUUUUGCAGGAGAUGGACCUGGCAAACAAGGAGCUGCAGAAAAAGAGGUUGGUCCAAACAUUUCUCUGGCCUCUUAAGUUUUCCACAAAAUCACUGUGUCCUGUAUAAUGGCAUUCCAUCUUCAUGCAUCUUUUUAAAUUGCCCUCUAUGUAUUACAGUAAGCGUUUCCAUGCAUUUUGUGUACUGAUGUUUCUCUUGUACAGGCUGGAAUCCGACACAGAGACCAAUCGCAUGGAAUUACACCUGCAUCUCUCAUCUUGUUACCAGUUUAAUAAUGGUGCCCUGCAUCCAGCUGUUUCCCACAGUGAUAGCAUCUUGGAAAUUACCGUGGACCAGCGGAGAACAGUUGGAGACUUGAAAAAAAUAGUUUUUGAGGUAAUUUUCUCACCAUUAUUGCAUUUCACACGUAAACUCUAUUUAGAACCCUGAAUCAAUUACAUUUCUUUUUGUUACGCUUUGUUUGUGACAUUUUCCCUUUCCCUUGCCCCAAUUCCUUUUCUGAAGUGUUUACAGAGGAUAGGUCUGCGGCUGAGGUUAAUGCUCUUUUCAUGAUGUUGUGUACUCUAUAUGCCCAUGUGAAUAACAUCCUAUUGGUUAAAGUCAUUUUCUUCUCUAAGCCUUUGGCAUAUGAUGUUUGGUUUUAUUACUGAAAUUACUUUAACUUGUUGUGUAUGUGAGACGUCAAAUACAUUGCUUACUUGCCUGUACUCUGCUUGCUUGUACUUUGUCCACUUUCAGGGUUAUUCACAAAAGUGAAAAUCCAAAGUGAAUUUCAAAUUUAAGGCCAAAAUAGUCAAACUGGAAGCCUAGCUGGCGUAGAGAAUUGUUUAAAUUUGGUUAAUUUGACCUUAAAUUUGAAAUUAAUUUUGAAUUCUUACUUGAGUGAAUAACCCUGUUACAGCACUUUUACUUUCUUUGAUUCAAUCACUGAUGAAAUAUGAUGUUGUCGUUGGCACAGCUGCUUGAUAACGCGUUAGAAGGUCAAGUUUUGAGUAUCGCAAAGGCGCUACCUGCUGGUCUGCAUGUUUUCCAGAAUUUAAAUGGUGAGUAAUUCUGUAUAGCUACACUGCAGCUUAAUAUAAGUUAGUUAAAUACACUAAAAUAGUGUGCACUUUUGUUCCAUCUAGUUUAGUUAUUUGGAUGUAUGUAUAAGAAAAUAAAGCACUGAAUUACUUUACUUCUCUAGAAAUUCACUUUUAACCUCUUUUACUCGAGCUUCCCCAGGUUCCCUUCUUUUCGUGCACAGUUUAACCUGAUCAUCUUUUUCUUGUUCAUGUUACAUCAUUUAUAUUGAUUUAAUCUCCACUCAGAUGAUGAAAUGGACCUGAUGAAAGCAGGAGUCAAAGAUGGAACAGACAUCUUUGUAUGGGAUGGAGAACAGGUAGGUGGGAAAAUUUAAUUUGGAAUUCAAUACUGAACCCUUAAAAGUAAAAUAUUGAAAGUCUAGUUAAAGCUUAAUGACACAUAAAUGUUAUAGUUCAUAAAGAGGAGAUGUACAAAUAACACAUACUGCAGAAAGCUGAAUAUUGUGUUUAAAGGGUUACUUCAAGCACCAUGACCACUUCAGUGAUUUGAAGUGGUCAUGGUGGCUGGCUUCUGUCUGUGCAGCGUUCCACUAUAAAAAACGCUGCACAUAGCAAGAUAAACCCCUUGCAACUUCAUAGGGGUGUCAUCGGUCACUCUAGUUCUGGGCUGGCUCGUCGUCAUUAUAUAAACAUAUUUCAAGUGAAAAAGUAAUUUAGAUCAGGUAUUUGUGGUCAAAUUUUUGUUUACUUCUGUGCAGGUCACCUGUCAUUUGUGACCCCAUAUAUUCUAUUUGUAGGUUGGAGGUGUGUUUGUGCAGGCUGGGGAGGACUAUGCACCCCUUUUACUCACUAUCCUGCGCAAGACCCAACAUGACACAUCUGAAAACCAGUGUGUCUUUUCAUCUAAUUCCCGGCUUAGUGAUGUACAGGAGAAAUUGACUGGUACCACCAAUCAAGAGCCAUUGCUGUGCUUCCCAUCUACAGAACACGGUGGUGGGUGGAGUAUUUGUGCCUCCGAAGAUAUGAACAAAACCCUCAAAGUGCUGGGACUUAAAGAUGGGAGUUCCAUACUCUUUUUGAAUUCUGAUAAAGAGAAGUAAGUAUUACUGUUUUUUGUUAGCAAUAAUUUUUUUUUUUUGAUUUACAAUAUACUUACAAGAAUACUAUUAUUUUAUUUUUAUUUUUUUAAUUCUUUAAUUUAAUCGUGCAAUAGAUGACAUUCAUGCCUGCCAUGCCACAAUAGCAGUGGCGAGCAUUAUCAAGAACAAACAAUUACAUAAGAAGUGCUAAACUUUUUUUUUUUUUUUUAUAAAGUAGUGUAAGAUUUGAACAUAGUAACUGUAUAUAAACUGAGUAGGUAUAUGUAUAUAGUAGCUUGUCUGUCCUGACCUCUUGGCACUGACGUUAGCGUCUUUUGAUACCUGGGCAGGAGGGGGAACAAUGCUUUUGUGAGGUGCUGGCUUGGCUUUUGGGGCUGGUUAUGCUAGGACCAUGUUUGGAGCACAGAGGCUUAAGGUAACAUUUAAAAAGAGAGUCUGAGAUGCCUGUAAGUGAGCAUAAAUAGGGAUGUUGGGCGGUCCUGUUUAGCAGCAGAAACAUGCAGCAUAGCCGGUUCAGGUUUAGCAAAGGGCCGGUAUGAGGCUCAUGGUCUCGAGUGUCUAGCUGGCAUGUUAGGUCAGAAGCUCUGCUCUUGUGGGGGAGGUGAGUUGUCUAUUCGAUGAGGGUGACUGGGUUCUGGCAUUAUAUGGCCUUUGUCAAGCUUUGGUUCCACUAGGUGCAAGUGCAAAUGUUAUACGUGAAAAGAUAGUGGUCAUAAAGGAAAAUAAUAACAAUAUCACAUGGAAACAGGUAUUAUAAUCAGGCCUUGUGGAGUCUUCUGCUUAGUGGGGUCUUUGCUGGUCAGCGUUCCGUUUACUGUCAGCUAGUUCCCACAUCCGGGGAACAAGUGGGGGGUUCAGCAUCGCAGCUUAAGUCCAGGGGUUAUACUGGGUUUCCCUCCAGUCUUGGUUUACAAUUGUGUGUUGCCUAUGCGCGUCCGCUAUUAGUCCCUGUCCCUCUCCGAUUCCGUGGUGAGGUCGCGGCCAGGGGACCAUAGACCUGUCUGGGUGCCAAACCAACGAAAAAGCAAUUAACUAAAAGUUGGUAAAGAAGUGGUAACUUAACGGCAAUCAUCUCUGGGAGUCCUUUCAGCCUGGGUGCCUGUUGCCCUUUCAGGGUCUCAAGUGCCUGUAGGUUGCCGGUUUGCCGGUUGUGCCUUGUAGGCCGUGGAGGACGGGGUGGUGGAGCCUACUGGGUGAAAUGGUCUGAUGUUCGCUAUGUCCUGUGUGUGUGGGGUCUGUGGUCCCUGACCUGGGGUGGCAAGCUCCUGUUGCGGUGACAGGUCCAGCGCCGUCAAUACUGUGUCCAUUUCAGAGGGGUCAGUUACCCGUGUUAUUGCGCCACCUUGUGUAAUAAUCAGGCUUCUGGGGAAUGCCCAGCGGUAUUGUAUUGCGUGCUGGCGGAGUGCGGUGUUCAGGGGUUUGAGGAAGCCUCUCCAUAUCAGAGUGGGUCUGGACAGAUCUUGGAAAAAUGACCAAGUGGCUUUCUCGAAGGGGUAAGUAUCCCUCCCCCUUACCGCUGCCAUGAGGGUCAUCUGGGCCGAUCUCGUCUGUAGUUGCAGGAUAACAUCCCCCGGGGUGUCCGCUGGGGUUUUGGUCGCUCUCGUGAUGCGGUACAUUCCAUCUAUUCCGAUUGUAUUCGCCUGUUGCGGCGUGAGUAAGGAGGUGAGGAGCCUCCCGAUGAAUUGUGACAGGUUGUCUUGGGAUAUUGACUCAGGGACCCCUCGGAUCUUUAUAUUCUUGCUUCUGUUUCGGUCCUCCACCGCGUCCAUGCGGGCGGCGAGUAGGGCCUGGCUGCAUUGUAGCUCUGCAUUUUGGGCCUCUAAUUGCGUGCAUCUAGCGGUGAGGCCUUGUGAUGCUUCCUCUGUUUUUUUGACCCGGCCUUCUACAGUAUGUAUCUCUUCUCUCAGUAUAUUACAGAGGAGGGCUUUGAUGUCUCCCUUCGUAGAGGGUAGUUUGUUGUCCUCAUCUGAGGACGCAUUGUGUAAGCCCCCUGUGCUGGGGAACUCAUCCUGCUCGUCCAGUGCUUGUUCUCCUGAGGAGGCCGAGGUUGUGUGUUUUCACGGGGCGGAGGAGAAGUUCUCCGAUGUCACGGGCCCCUGCUGGCUUCACGGCUCCUUGGUGCUUAGAUUUCUUUCCCAUCUCAUGGUGUCGCGUUAUGAGUCGAAAUUGGUGAGUUUUGGGCAAUACAUUUGCAUUUUUCAGGCUUGUGUUGGCGGAACUCAGUUGAUGUGCGUCUGCUUCAGUUGGCUCCGCCCCCCCCAAGAAUAUUAUUUUUAAUUAGUUGACUUAUUAUAUGGAUACUGUACUUUUUAAACUUUUCCCACAACAUUAUUGUCUUUCAGUGAGCUGAUAUUUGCUACAGAAAACUCUUUAAAUACAGACUUUCUCCAAGUGCAGGAUUUGUACCAUUCAGAAGAUAACAAGAAGACCGUGAGCAUUUCUGUGUCUCCUACUACUGUGAGUUAAAUACACUGUGAUCAAAAAUCGUUUUCUUAUAUCACUGUGCAGGCUAAUAUAUGAUAUCUGUCCAAAUGAAAGGGAGGGAAGAAUGAUUGAAUGGAGAAAGGAAGGGGUGACAAUGACUGGAAGUGUAGUUUUAUGUGAUCUACAGCGGGUUUUGUAUAAAAACCUUUCUAGGGAAAAGUUCUAAAAGUGGAGCAAUCACCGUGGAAACUGAGGAAAUGCUCCUGCUGAUUAUCACACUAAAAUAUGUUGCCUAUUAAUAUUACUUUAUGCAAAACUCCCUUAAAUACAAAUCCUAUAAAUAAUAAUGUUUGACUAUUUUGUUGGAUUAUGUGAAAUGAAGGUACUCCUAAACCUCAUAUAUCUUAAACUUGCGCUGUUGUUCCCUGCAUGUAGGUUCUCUGCAUGCCCACAAGUGUUACGUUGAUCUUCAUAAGUUGCUGCAGGGUCAGUUCUGUUUUAGGUCCUGAAGGAUUAGCAGCUAUAGUUAAUUGACACAACCUGGGACGGUGUUAUUUUUCUAACUCUGUGUUUUACAUCUUCAGACUGUUUCCAAAAUCCGCAGUAAGGCUGCUGAAAUGUUGCAGUUACAGGAGAAGUGUGGUAAGAAUGCCAGGCUUUCUAAAUUCUCACUGCUUCCUCUCUCCUAGAGAUAGACCUUCCCUCUCCUUCUAUAUGUCCCCAAACAAUUCUUUAGAAUUAUGUGUAGAUUAAGAGUAGCAGUUUUGAGUGUCAAAUUGUACUUAUAUGUAUCUUAUAUUGUGUGAGAAUGCUAGUACCAAAUCUACAUCAUAAGUGAUUAUAGGGCUGUCAACAUUAAUAGUGCAAACAGAGUUUCUUAUAACCUGUGAGAAUAAGGAGUCAUUCAUUUAUUUUAUUUUGAAAUAUACAUAAAGUACCAUUAAUAUUAUGGUGGUCCAGGUGGAUCAGUACUGCAGGAAGUUAUAAAAAGCCUUGUCUUUACUGACUGAGUCCCUCCUCUGAUACGUUAUCUUAAAUUGAAUUAUCAUUGUUAAUAUCUAUAUGGUUGGUAUUGACUAUUUUCAAGUACUAGUCAUUUAAUUACAAACAUGUAAAAUUAGCUGUAUAUCUCUGCUAGCAUAUUCUUGUUUUAUAUUAAUUUAUAUAUAUAUUUUUCAUUUGUCAUAGUGGAUGAUAUCUGUUUGAGACCAUUGCAUAAGAAUGGAAAAUUGCUUCCACCAGGUGAGACAUUUAGAAGGGGGAUUCUGGAAAUCAUCUUUAAGGUUUAGCUUACUAUUUAGAUGUAGCUUGCACACCUUUGUGAAACCACAUCUCUCAUGAUGCUAUAGCAAACAUGUUCGAUGGUGCUGAAAAAUGAUAUUGUUAGGAGAUGCAGUGUAGAAAGCAACCAUAGAAUCUUAAUGCUUUAUCUCCAAUCCGUGCCACCUUUUAUGAACCAGAUUGGAGUUUCAUUGCAAUAUUAAAUGUGAAAAUGUAAAUGUUCUCAGAAAUAGCCAACAUAAAAUGUACAGGAUUACAUUUAUCUGCUUUACUACAGAACAAUAUAUCUUAAGUGUCUCCUUUUUGCUUCAUGUUUUCUACCUUUGCAGUGCCAGAGAAUGUUACAGUUCAGGAGGCAGAGAUUAAACCUGGUAGCAUUUUAGGGCUGUGCAGAGGGAAAUCUCCACGGCUUAAUGAGGUGAGUCCAGAUCUGUACAUAUUAGCAGUAUGUUGCCAUUUUGCACAGGACAAAAACAGGGUAUGGAUAGUCGUAUUGUCUUUAGGCAUUUUGGUUUUAGGCCCAUCCAAAUUUAGGGGAAGGUCGGGGGUUGAGUUGAGAUAUUUACAAAACAAACCAUCUUAUUGUCUUGACUUGGUAAUCCAGGUAAUUGACUACAACAUAUUUUGAUUGGACCUAUUUUGUUUUAUUAUAUCCUUUCUUUUUUUUUUUUCUUUUCUUUUCUUUUUUUUUUUUGUGAAGUGCUACUACAGCAGGAACUGUAAAGAUAAUAAAGUUUAUUGGGGGGCAAAUGGCUCCAAAACACGACAUUUAGACUUUAGUUAUGUACAUGGCUAUGGUCUAAACAUUGUCAUUUGGUUCUGUGGCCUCGCAAUAAACUUCAUUAUCCUAGCCAUUAACUGUUGGUGGAGCUCCAGCAGUGGAGAAGUGGCUUUUGUGCCUUCUAAGUUUGUCACAAGGCUUGUGUGUAUGAUAAAUGUCCAUCUGCUGACAGCAGACUCAUUCAUUAUUGGAUCACCAGUGGUGUGCCUGCAAUGUCUGUUUUCAGACUGUUGUUGAGCAUGCCUUUGGUAAAAUUACUUAAGAGAACAGGUUCCGACUAAAAGAAAAUGGAGUGUGAUUGUCAUAGAAUGGGUGGAAAGAUUCUGAUCAUAAACUUUCAAAUAGUAAGAUAUCGUUUUUUUGGUUUUUUUUUUGUAUUUCCAGCUCUUCCUAUAUUUUAUCGUUGGAAAUGAUCUGAAGGAUGGACAAGAGCAGGAAAUUAUCCUGGAAGAAACACUAACGGUUAAGGAGGUAUAUGCAGCAAAAUAGAUCUGUUGAGUUAUGCAUCUAAUCUACCUUUUUCCCCUCUCCGUUUUUCUUUCUCUCAUCGUUGCUCUGCACUUUGUUCUUUUACCCUAAUAUCCUCUUUAUCCUUUCCUAUUUCAUAUUUUAGUUUUCUUCUUUCCCCAGAGCCUAGACCUGAUUUUACAACAGGCUGGUUUAUCAGGUAAGCCCCAUUCAGGAAAUGGAGUCUUAUCCAUUAAAAAAUUGUUUCAUCGUUCAACCAUUAGAAUGUUCUACAGUAGCCCAGUAACUUUGGUUUGUAAAAUGCACAACUACACAGAUCGUUUUUUAUUUUCCAGAAUUUAGUUCUUAUCAAAGGUCCACCAUUCUGGACCAAUUGUUUUCGGUUUUAUUUAUUUAUAUUUGGUUAAAAUUGUUAUUUAAUCCCUUAAGAAUUGAAGCAAUUGUCCAAGUCCUGAAUCAAAACAAAACCUAGAAUUGUAGCUAUAUAUUUGUUAUUCAGCCAUCAUUUACCUCUUUCACAUUAAGUGCACCCACACUGAUUAUAUAUUAUUAUGUUAAGGACAAAUAUGGCUUUCUUUUCAUAUCAAAUAUUUAUAUGUAAACAAUUUCCUUUCUUCCAAAUUUAACAAAACAUUUUUUUGCAAAACAUAUUAUGCAAUGUCCCAAUAGUACAACAAUACCACCCAUGUACAGUUUGCUUGGGUUUUUGGAAGUCACAUGGCCAAUUAUGGGUCCCUGUAUUCAUACAUGGAAACUGAACAAUUUGAUUUUCUGGGUCUAUGUCUCCCUUUAAGGCAGUAUGGCAUACCCAACCAGAAACACUACCCCAUUAUGGCAUUGCAUUUGUUCAUUGUGUUUCUCUGUAUAUGUAUGUCCAGUAUUUGUUAGUAGCAGCUUACCCUUAAACAAAAUCUGCCAUAUAUCUCGGCAUCUCGCCACCAUCCAACCCCGCACACAGCAGAUACAGACCAAUCCCCUUCUUAUACUCUCCGAAGCAUCCAAAGCCGAAACGCAGGCACGGGGCCACCGCGGAUCCAAGCGAGUGGGACCCAGCCAACGCAGUCCCAUUCGUGCUGAGACCUGCAGCUGCAGCCUACUUGUCACCUGACUGGCACAGACGACACUACGCCAAAUAAAGAACUUCCAGAACUCGUGGCUCCAGGCCGCAAAAGUUUUACGGUUAUUGUUUUAGUUCUGAACAUUACUGCUUACUAGCUACACCCAACACUACCACCUUUUGUUUGGGACGCCUAGGAUUAGGGAGCUCCUGGCUGACCCCGAUAUUGCACAAGCAAAAUAGCACCCUUUAUGGCCCUGGUCCGGUUCCAUAAAAAUCCACAUAGACAGCAUGUACUCCCCUCCCCCGAUACCUCCAUGGUUAGGGGCACCAUCUCUCCUGAGUGGUCAGCCACGCACAUACUUGGACACCACUCCUCAAGAAGGGAAACACACAAGCAGUAUCCACUCACAAGAAGAUGCUUGCCUUUAACCUAUUAUUAUCCCACCAAUCCAUUUUUUUUUUUUUUAAACUAACCAUAUUCAGUAUUACAGCAACAAAACGUACACAUUUGUAAGCCAGAUGAGAGCCUAUACCUACCUCGGAACACGUAUCUUUGGCACCUAAAUUAAAGAAAACAUACACAUGUGUACUUGCACACCACGAUAGACAAACGCCAACUUGGGAUACACUGAUAAAAUAGAAAUAUGUGCACAACCACAGUCACACCAAAUGUGUAAUACUUGUUAUAUAAAGCUGAGUUAAAUCCUAUAGUGAUAUACCUGCAUGUUUGUUACGCUAUGCACAUCACAAAUAAAGAAUUGCAAAAAAACACAAUACUUCUGUUCAGCAUGGGCCUUGCACAUUUCAGUACUCCUUCACGGAAAAUAUAACAGAGUGGUUUUCUAGGCUAGCAUCCUAGACCUACUUAUCAACUACAGUGGGGUGUUCUGAGUGCUCCUUGUAGAUGCCUCACUUAGGGGCUUUAUACUAAAGGCUGAAAGAGUGUCACUAUCCGUUAUCUCAAAUGUCUCACUCACUGAUUCACACAUUAGAAUAGUGUGCCUUGAUUUAAUUUUAAUAGUAACGUGCCAUAAUUUAAGGUUAUUUUUUUUUUAAAAUAAACUAGCCAAAAAAAUAAUAAAAAGGGCAGGUUGAUCAGAGCGAACGCUUGGUGAUCAAAAACAGCAGGAAAGGUUAAAAAAUAAAUAACAGUGGGGAAAAGUCACAAAAAGGGUAAUAUUUUAACUAAAAAAAAAAGACAGAAAUCUAGAAAAAAAACCUGAAAGGUACCAUUGUACUGAUCAGAUUGAUCACACCAGUAACACUGUGUUCAGUGGUGAAAGGGUUAAAACUAACUCCCCUCCCAUUUGCACACUAGGGGAACAGAACAUUGAAACACACACUGCCGACCUUACAACGUUAAAGUGACCCUGCCAUUUCAGAAAUUUGGCAAUGUUUUCAUUGUGCGGGGAUAAACACACUUCCAGUUGCUGUCACCCUAUCAGGCCAUAGGUGGUGCCUCUGCUUUCAGAACCAAUUCCAAUGUACUAUGAUGCUCCUCAGAGAGUAGCAUUGGAUUCAGUGCUUCUUUAUGAGAAGCAUUCACUGCACAUGUGCUUUAAAUCCACGAUGCUUCAAUGAGAAGCAUUUAAUUGGACAAGCUUAAUCACCAUGCCCAAUGACCUCAGGAGAGGCGGUCUGAACUGCAGAGAAGAGGCUGCCUUGGGGCAGGAUUCCAGGUAAGUUACGGCGGGUUGUACUAUGAGAAGGCAUUGCAGUUUGCAAUAAAGCUUAUUGUGUACUUGGUCUGUUUGGAGCCUUUCACCUGCUAAAAUGCCAUCAUCAUGAAGUUUAACCUACAAAUGUAGCAGUAAUGUGGUAAUUUGAGGAGCUAGGAGUGCUUCCAUAUGUAGUCCCCCUGCAGAGAUUCUCAGGGUCAAAUUUAAACUCCGGGCUUUCAUUUUGUUUUGCAAUCGUUUAGAAUGCAGAUUGAAAAUUAGCAAGUGUGUAAACUUUGCUGUUAUAUAUGCAAUUAAACCAGUUUCAAUCAUAGGGAUGCUGUUACUGUUAAUCGUUUCAUCUCUUGUAGCUGAGACUGGUUGGCACCUGAGAAAGAUGGAUUGGUGUUACGAAGCUGGAGAUCCUCUCACUGAUGAAGUAAACGUCCCUUCCGUACAAGUUAUCGUGUUGCUUUCUCCUGCUGUUGUCCCACACAUUUGUUCCCUUUCACCACUGACAUAUUUUACAUGUAUCACCACUUUUCACUGAUCUGCAUGAUACAGUCAGAUAUUCAUGGCUCUCCAUAAUGUUUUUUACAAUAACAUACAGCCCCAUCUACUUUAUCUGAGCAUGAAAUUCUUUAUUAUUUAAAUUUUCUGAUCUGUUCCUUGUGCUUUCAGGCACGCAUCUCUUUAAUUGUUGAUAUUUUUAUACACCAGGCUCAUUGACAUGGUUUUCAGUUGUGUCAAUUCCAAAGCUUUAUUUAAUAGUUUACAUUUCCCUGCUUUGAAAAGCGUUACAGUCAACUUCACAUCAUUUUACUUCACAUUAGGAAUAACUGCUUUCUGCAGGGAAAUUCACAAAAACAUUCCUCAAACUGAUGCAAAGUUAAUAUAGUUUUGGAUUCUAAAACCAUGCAUAAGGUAUCCAUUUUGAAAUGUAUUUAAAUGUGACCCUCUUACAGCAAUAACUAUUACUUUCAAUGUGUUAAAAAUAAGAAAUAUUCGGGCACAAAGUGGAUCUAUUGAAGAUGCAGAGUUUAUUUAGAGUGGAACAGGCAAUAUUUUGGCUCACGAGUCUUUUUCACGUGGCUUUAGAAUGGCUUUUGUGAGCUGAAACUAUGCCUAUUCCUAAAUAAAGUUUGAAUCUUUGGAAGACCCUUUGUGUGUCAGAUUUUUACUUAUUAUUCUGGAUAAUAUUUAGGGAUUUCUAUUUUCCCAUAUCUGAGUGGCACCAUAGUGUUUUUCCAUUUUCCUGACUGGUGAGUGCUAUACCUACUUUGGAUUUCUGUGAUUACUUUCAGUGUGCCAUCAUUAUUAGCAUUUCUAUAGCACCAACAUAUUACUCAGUGCUUUACAGUUAUAGAACAGGGAUCUUACACUCUAUGAGGAUUUGUGCUACGUGGAUAUAUAUUGUCUUGCCUAAGGACACUUACUGAUAAGGGUGGUGUGACUGAGAUUCCAACCAAAGUAAUUUACAGUUAAAUAAAAAUUAACUCAUUCAUUCUUGCUGACUCUCUCGUCUAUCAUUUAUCACUACUGAAGUCACUUUGAAAGAUAAUACAGAGCAUAUAACACAUACAUUAUGUUUUGUAUAAAGUUUACUCUUUUAGACAAUUGAUCAACCCUAAAACAUUUCAAAAUCCUUAAUAUGUGUAAUAAUAUUCCCUCUUCUCUCUUGUUGCUGUUUGUUUCCCUCAGGAGUCCACACUGAAAGAGCUAAACAUCUGCACAGGAGACACACUUGUAAUCACCGAAGGAAGACUUCCACCCAAGGUGAGAAAAGUACUUUAUACACUGAAUACACGUCAGUUACACAGAAUCACGUCCUUGACACACUGUAUCACAUCUGUUGUCUAAAAGUAAUCCAUUGCUGUGUUAUAGCCUUUACAUUUAUCACUUUCCUUUUAAAGCCUAAUCCACACCAGCUCAUUCCACUGAGUAUCUUCCUUCUUACCUGAGAUAUAUAUAUUUUUUUGCUAUAUCGCAUAUAUGCUAAAGACCCAAAACUCUGAAAAUUCAGUUUACACAGAAUGAGACCAAUGACAUUUUAGUUUAGAUUCAGAAUUAUCCAUUUCUUAACAACUUCAAUUGAAAAAUUGAGUAUAAACAUUCUACCUUCAUUUAUAUUCAAGGAAUGAUUACCAACCCGUAGAGGAACAGAUUUCUCUGCCAGAAGCCACUGGUCACUAAUUUUAAUAACUGCGUGUGUGCUGAAAAUAGCUCUCUGCCUGCUUUCCAACAGUAAAUGAAGUUUCAUUGGGUCUUAUCAUUCCUAGAGUCAGAGAGGGGAGGAGUGAAUGUCCUUUAUUAUUUCACUGUUAGCAUUCCAUUCCAGAGAUUGAUAAAGAUUGCUAUAAUAGUUUAAUACCUUUUUUUUUUUAAUGUCUGAUUUAGGUGCAUUUAGCGCAUGUGAGCAUUAUUCUGAAAUGCAGACAUUAUUUUUACAUCUGUCGCCAUUUUUAGUAAGUUGUAUCGCUAGUAUUAUUAUCGCUGUUUAUAUAGCGCCAACAGAUUCCGUAGCGCUUAACAAUAUUAUGAGGGGGAGAAUGUAACUAUAAAUAGGACAAUUACAAGAAAACUCAUAGGAACGAUAGCUUGAAGAAGACCCUGCUCAAAUGAGCUUACAUUCUAUAGGGAGUAAUUCCUUCUGGGUCCUUACAAUCUAUAAGCAGGCUAUUUGAACAUUUGUGUUUACAAAGCUUUGUCACACCGACUAUGUGAGAGAAAUUAUAUUUUUGCUUUUAUCGUAAAAUUUCAGACCCUGUGUGAAGUAUUAUAAGAUAGUUAAACGUUAUAAAGCUUUUCAUUCCCCCAAAAAAUUUACAAAGGCUGAACAAAUUAGUAAACAAAAAAGUGUAAAAGUACACACGUUUGCUAGUUAUGCUUCUCUUGCUUCAAAUAAAUGAUAUGCUUCUGUUUUAUUUAAUCAAAAUGUGCUCAGUAGUGAAGCGGGUGUAUUUGUUUCUCUGUCAAUUUAAACAAGUUUUUUUUGUUUUGUUUUUUAAGUUUUGGCAUUUAAUAAUUACAUGAUAUUGAGAAAUUAUUAAUGAUGAACAUCUCUUGUUUAAGGGUUUCAUGAAGCUGCAAGUCUGGCUUUAUCAUCCACAUGCACAGCAGGAUCCAAUAAAUCAUGUUACCUCUCACUUGGCAGCUCUGCAAGCUUCCCCCUCUGGAGGUAAAUACUUUAUAGAGAGCUUUAUGGAUACGUAUUGGUAGCCUUCUAGCAGACAUAGAAACUGUUGCAGUGAUAGAGAAAAAGAAAAAUCCUUGGCCUAGACACGAAUGAAGACACAAAAAAAUCACGAAUGGAGCCUUCAUACUUUGAUAAGAAAUAGACUUUGAAAGAAUGCAAAUGUUAUCUAGCCCGUGUUUUUAUGCUAGGUGCCAUCAAUACUGAACUCUAUUUCUUUUCACUAAUCUUAAUCCAUACUCUGCAGCACUGUCGUUUCUUUUUCUCCAUAUUUAUUUCUGUGUUUCUGCAUGGAUUUUCACCCUUAUUAAUGCUUUUUUCCACCUCUUAUGAUCCUUUUCAGAUUCUCAGUUGGAAGACAUUGCCAAAUCUGACUUUUGCUUUGUGGGUAACAUAGAAAUAUCUGGAGAAAAUUUUCUUCAGGAUCUAAAAAUGCAGGUUGGUAUAACUAUCUCACACUCUUAUACUUAGUCCACAGACUUUCCUUAUUUCAGGACUUUUUGUACAGUGAAGGAAGGUUAUCAUAAACCGUAUGCCAUUGGUCUACACGUAGACCUGUCAGCCUCCCAAGUUUGCACCUUUUGUUUUGAUCUUUAUUUCUUGACCUCCCAUUAAACGUAUCCCACCGUAUAUAUGGAAGUUGUAUGCUUUUAGUAGCAGAAAUAGAAGUCAGCUGAUUUUGCUGUAAAGACUCAUAACAGAAAUAUAAAGGGUGAAUUUGUCUGUAACUAGUAAUGCCAAUGUCUCCAAAACUAUCACACUGUUUAACAAUAUUAAUUAAAAAAAAAAAAGUACAGUGUAAAGGCUGUCUCUGAAUACAAAGCUUAGUAGGACAAAAUUUUCAAGGGACUUCGAUUUCUUCACUCUGUUUAUUAAUGGUUAUCCUUACUGUUCUCUGAAGGUUGUUUAUUCAAUGUGACGUCUUUGAUUAAUAGAUUAUGACAUUGCCAAUCUUUGAGGCAUUCGGGAUACCUUCGCCUGAGUUUCUUCGUAUUUGGACAUUGGAGAACAAACACUUAGUAAAAAUCCUGCGCUCACCUAAUCUGCGGAUCAGGUACGCAAUAUCCGUCUUACAUCUUACAAAUACUGUGAUAGAAUUGCCAUCUCAUUGUUCUAUAUGAUGGAAAUAAAUAUCAUCAGAAUGUAGACAGUGUGUCAAAGAUGUCUUUUUAAAUCAUUUGAAUAUAUCAACAUAACUGCAUGUACUUCCAGAAAGAUACUAUAUAUGUACAUACAUUCAAAGAGAGUCUUAAAUAAGGGGCAUUAUUAUAUUCUGCUACAUUAUUUUCUUGGUGUUUAUGACCCCACUAUGUGAUCUUUAUCUCUCUGUUUAGUGACUAUAACCUUGGGAACAGGACCAUACUGUGUGUGGAAACACUGCAAGACGAGGAGUUUUUGGGGUAAGUGUUACAGUAAAAUUCUUAUGAGAGUAUUUUAAUGUGCUUGAAAAAUCCACAUAGCUGUCUGCAUUGAAUUGUUUUUUUCUUCUGUCUCGCAUUGAAGCACCCACGAUCUACUUCUGAGAGUCCAGCUAUCUGUCCCAGGGGAGCUGCGUUACUUUCCCCCUGUGGAUAUUGCGUGGGAUAUCUCUCAUGGCUGCACUGCCCAUGCCCUACGUCAAAGGAUUGCCAACCAUUGUUCAUUGCCAGUAGACAAGGUGGAGAUAGCAAAGUAUCUUACAGAAAAACAUGAAUGGCUCCCAAUAUCAAGCUGGGUGAGACCUUGUUUUAGAGAUGGUUCCUGGGUAUCAAAGCUGAGCAUUCUUCUUUUCUUUUUUUUUUUUUUCUUCAAUUAAAGUUUAUUGGAAUUUCACAAUUAAAGAGUAUUACUAAAUUGAUAAUUUAGCUCUAUAAGAUGCAGAAAUGCCAAAAUAAAUAAUACCAUACAGAAGUCCAGUGUCCUGUAACUAGGCCAUACAAUUCUUAUUGCAUAGAUUUGGCAAUUUAGCCUGUUUAAAAUAAAUGUUAUUUUUCCUACACUUAGUCACAAUCUCCAAAAAUAUUUUUAGAAAAAUGAUUGUAAGUAUAGAUCAAUUAAUACGGUAUAUUUUUGUGUUGUUAUGACACUUUUCAGUGUGUAUUUUUUAUUUGAAUUUUCUGUGAACUACUUGAUGCAGGACUCUAUAGUGCACCGAAAGCUGUCUCUACUAACAUAGUUUCUUACAUUUUCAAAGUUAUUCACUGAAGUUAGAAUUGUUAGGCAUUCAUAGUGAAUUUAAGACCAAAGUAGCUGAACUGGAAGCAUAGCUAACUUCCAGUCUGGUUAUUUUGGAUUUCAAUUCCCUUUAAAAAAAAAAAAAAAAAAAAAGUACUUUGAAUUCCCAACAAUUCUUACUUUAGUGAAUAACUCUGUUAAUAUUGCAUACUUAUAAUCUCUGAUGAUCCCGAUUUUCUUUCAACCGGUUUACUCUGUUUUAUUCGGCAAUACCUUGUUUUUAGACAUAUCACCAAUAUUUUCUUUCAGACCCAACAAGUCUCAAAGAAGAGGAAAAAAAAGAAGCCUGAGAACCUGCAGGGGGCGCCCUAUCACUUGAAGGAUGGAGACACAAUUGGAGUGAAAGUAGGUAACUGAUGGCUACAUUGUAAAGUGGUGGUCAAUGAUACAGUGUCACACCUCAACUGUCUGUCUCUUUCAGAACCUUCUUCUGGACAAUCGGAUGGACUUCAUUUCUGAGAAUGACCAUAUUGCAAAGGAAAAGCAUAAGCAGGUCUUGAAUGAGAAAAUCAAUAGGUAUGCAUUAAUAACACUAUAUUUCUUUUUUUGACGUCCUAUAAAGAUCAUGUGUCACAAGCUGUAGAUAAGCUGGAGUUUUGUUUAUUUUAGCUUAUCUGAUUGAUUAACGCAUAAUUAAUGCAGAUUAUGAUUGUAUUGAUGGGUGUUUCUGUGUACACUUAAAUGGUUUUUUGUUAUAUUCACUUUAACAGAGCCUUACAUAUUUCUAUACUUUUUAAAGGAUUAUACAACAUGGGAUCCCUGCUGAUUGAUUUUUUUUUUUUUAAAGCACCUUUUCAUAAAAAACAUCUCUAGACUUUGCUUUAAGGCAAGGCUUUUUAAUGUAAUUUUUUUUUAUUAUUUAAUUACAAUAUUUUUAUAUACAAAAUGCUGACAUUUAAUUUUUUUUUCUUUUUGCACAAAUGAAUAGAUUGAAUAUUUACAUACAAUUAUUUAAUUAAUGCAGAUCACAUUGACAAACCUGUUGCAAUCCAUGCAAUCUAUUAUAUUCUGUGGGGGAAACAAAAUCAUCCAAAUGAAGUACAUUCUUUAUGUUAGCUUGAACGAUUUAGCAGUUUAAUUUUAGACUGAAGGGUAUUUUCAGUGUAAUGAAACAAAUGAAGUACGGUUUCCCCAAUGAUAUGUAUGCACUUAAAGAGAGAACAAAUAUUAUAAUGAAGAACAUACUCCUGUUCAAUAGCUUAUGUAUACUAAUGUUUUUAUGCUCGUAAACUUUGUUCCAAAGUCAGUCCAAUUAAAGAAAAAAAAGUGUUUUAGCGCAUUCUGGAAGGAUUCCAAGGAAAUCAGCAGCAGCGUUUUCUUGCAAUUGCUUGUUUAUUGUAGAACAAAAUUGUACACAAGGCAUAAAUGCUCAAAAAGAAAGAAAUGUGUAAGGGGAGUCAAAUCCAGAUACAGAAAGGGGGAAGGCGGUGAGAACUACUAAACAAACAAUAAAAAAAAUCAGUGCACAGAACAUGUUUUGCGUCUAGCAAGAGACGUUUCCUCUGCAAUAAAAAAAACAAAAAAACACAUAAAUUGUGAUCUAAAGAGGAUUAGAAAGAGAGAGGGCAUAGCUGUGAAAAAUAACAAAACCUCCUCCUAUCCUAAAUUACCUAUACUGCUCUCCACCCUGACCGUAAACCUAUUCGGAGUUUGUACCAUAUGAAAGGAAAAUGUAUACCUCAUAAAUCCUAUUCAGGAUAAUUAUCCUGUAGGUAAAUGUAGGAAGAUUGCUCCCAAAAGUGGAAGAUCAGCACUUUAUUUGAUUUUAAGGGGAAAAUUAGAACACCGAACAGAAAUCAUCUUGCUGUUAGACACGGGAACCAUAAGGUAACGUGUUUCAAAGUAAUUAACUCUUCCUAUCACAAAUUGCUUUACUAUUAACAAUUAUUAUUAUUAUUAUUAUUGCCAUUUAUAUAGCGCCAACAGAUUCCGUAGCACUUUACAAUAUUAUGAAAGGGGAUUUAACUAUAAAUAGGACAAUUACAAAUAAACUUACAGGAACAAUAGGUUGAAGAGGACCCUGCUCAAUCGAGCUUACAUUCUAUAGGAGGUGGGGUGUAAAACACAUUAGGACAGGAAUGUGCAAUCAAAUAAGGUGGGCUGCCCUUUAGGAGAGGGCAAGAGACGGGUAUGUGAGGUAGGGGUUAGUCUUGGAGGCCAUAAGCUUUCCUAAAGAGAUGGGUUUUAAGGCACUUCUUAAAAGAUGCAAGACUAGGGGAGAGUCGGAUGGCGGUAGGCAGGCUAUUCCAUAGGAAGGGAGCCGCCCGCGAGAAGUCCUGCAAGCGCGAGUUGGCCGUACGGGUGCGGACAACGGACAGGAGGUGGUCACGGGCAGAGCGGAGAGACCGAGAAGGGACAUACCUGUGGAUCAGUGAGGAGAUAUAAGAGGGGCUAGAGUUGUUCAGUGCUUUAUAGGUGUGAGUUAGUGCCUUGAAUUGACUCCUAUAGCACACAGGAAGCCAAUGUAAGGACUGGCAGAGGGGUGAGGUGUGAGAGAACCGACUAGAGAGGAAAAUCAGUCUAGCAGCAGCAUUCAUUACAGACUGUAGGGGUGCAGUACGGCUUUUGGGAAGACCAAGCAGGAGAGGGUUACAAUAAUCCAUGCGUGAAAUUAUUAGAGCAUGGACAAGCUCCUUGGUAGUAUCUGGUGCAAGAAAGGGGCGGAUGCGGGCUAUGUUUUUAAGAUGGAAUCUACAGGAUUUGGCAACAUGCUGGAUGUGAGGCUCAAAGGUGAGACUAGAGUCAAGUAUGACGCCAAGACAGCGCGCUUGCAAGGAUGGGCUGAUGUUGGUACCACAAACUUGAAGGGAGAGCGAAAGAGGAGGAUCAGUAUUAGGAGGAGGAAAGACAAGGAGCUCAGUUUUUGAGAGAUUGAGUUUCAGAAAGCGGGAGGACAUCCAGUCAGAGAUGGAAGAAAGGCAAGCAGUGACACGUUGCAGGACAGCAGGGGAGAGGUCCGGGGAGGAGAGAUAUAGCUGGGUGUCAUCAGCGUACAGGUGGUAGUGGAAACCAAAUGAGGUAAUAAGUUUGCCAAGAGAGGCAGUGUAAAGAGAAAAUAGAAGGGGACCAAGGACGGAGCCUUGGGGGACUCCAACCGAGACAGGGCGAGGGGAGGAGGUAUCAUUAGAAAAAGAGACACUGAAUGAGCGUUGGGAGAGAUAAGAGGAAAACCACGAGAGGACAGAGUCACAGAGACCAAGCGAUUGCAGAGUUUGAAGAAGGAGAGCAUGAUCAACGGUGUCAAAGGCCGCCGAGAGGUCAAGAAGAAUUAGUAUGGAGUAGUGGCCUUUGGAUUUAGCUGCGAUUAGGUCGUUAGUAACUUUGAUAAGGGCAGUCUCUGUAGAGUGGAGAGGGCGGAAGCCAGAUUGAAGGGGGUCAAGGAGAGAGUUGGAAUUGAGGAAAUGAGACACACGGGUAAAGACGAGUCUUUCCAGAAGCUUUGAGGAAAAAGGGAGCAGGGAUAUGGGACGGUAGUUAGAGGGGGUGGAUGGGUCAAGGGAUGGUUUUUUUAGUAUAGGUACUACAGUGGCAUGUUUAAGGUCAGCAGGGACGAUGCCAGAAGAGAGCGAGCAGUUGAAGAUGUGUGUUAGAGAAGGCACGAGACAAGCGGAGAGAGAUCUGAUAAGGUGAGAUGGGACAGGAUCGAGCGGGCAAGUGGUGGGGCGAGAGGAGCAAAGAAGAGCAGCCACCUCUUGGUCAGUGGCUGGGGAGAAUGUCUGAAGGGUAGGAAAGGCAUGAUCAAUGUGUGAUUGAGAAACAGAAAGGCAAGGAGGGGAGAAUUCUUUCCUUAGCUGUUCAAUUUUGUCAGUGAAGUAACAUGCAAAGUUAUCAGCAGUAAGGUUGGUUUGGGGGGUGGCCACAGCGGGGCGAAGAAGAGAAUUAAAGGUGUCAAAGAGACGCCUGGGGUUGCGGGAACAUGAACUAAUGAGAGAGGAAAAAUAGGACUGUUUGGCAAGGGCAAGGGCUGCACUGUAUGAACACAGUAUGAAUCUAUAAUGGAGAAAGUCUGACUGGGUGCGAGACUUCCUCCAGGAGCGUUCAGCACACCGGGAGCAUCUUUGCAGGUAGCGCGUUGAUUUAGUAUGCCAUGGUUGGGGGCGGGUCCUCCUUGAGGUGCUUGCUUGGAGUGGCGCUGCAGUGUUCAAGGCAGAUGUAAGAGUAGAGUUAUAUAUGGAGAUGGCCAGUGAAGGACAGGAUAGGGAAGGGAUGGACAGCAGUUGUGGAUCAAUGUCAGCUGACAACUGUUGGAGAUCAAGAGAAUUAAGGUCCCUCCUGAGUUGAGGCUGGUUAGGUGGAGGUUGUUGGGUGAGGGGGUACGUGAGAGCAAACGAUAAGAGGUGGUGAUCAGAGAGAGGAUAGGGAGUGUUGCAGAUAUUAGAUACCGUACAUGCAUAAGUGAAGAUUAGGUCGAGGGUAUUGCCAGCAACAUGGGUGGGUGAAUUUGCCCACUGUGAUAGCCCGAGGGAGGAAGUAAUUGAAAGUAGUUUAUUGGCUGCAGAGGUCAAAGGUGGGUUUAUAGGAAUAUUGAAGGAACAAUAAGGUGGCUUAACCUAAACAAACUUUAAUUCUGCAAUUUUUCACAAAAAAAAUACUAAUGCCAUCUAUCCAGCUAAUCUCUGCAUUAUAUUCAAUCUGCUGCUGUUUAAGGUCCUAUUCUAGGAUCAAACACUAUUGCAAAGCAUUCGGGCUAAAAGUAGAAACUAUGUAUAAUUUAUCCACUUCUGUCUAUAGAUUGAUACAUAAGAAACUACAUUUCUACAUUUUAACAUUGUAAAAAUAUAAGCUUUGGGUGGGAAAAAGAAAAACUGAAGUAGAAGCACUGAUUCUUUGUAUUCACCAUUCCUAUUUGACUGUUUUUCUUUUCCCCACCUCCCUCUAAUUGGCUUAUCCAAUUUUGUGAAAUUGAGUUGGUGCAAUAAUAGGAAUCUAUCUUUAGAUUUCGCCAUCUCAUGUCCUCUAUUUAUGUGGUAGUUGGAAUAACGCCUUAGUGCUAAACAACUACUGAAAUCCUUUGCUUGCUUUUCAAAGAUUUCUUAUAUAGAGCCCACAGGGAUCACUGUAAAGGUAUGCAGCAGAGUGCAAAUAUCUGCCCUUAAUCUCAUAUAACUCUCCUGUACCCUAUAGCAGCGUUUCCCAAUUGGUGAUCCAUAGAACCCUAUGGUUCUGCUAGAACAAAAUUGGGUUCCGCUGUGAUUUGCCAUUCCCGAUGUAUGGGAUGCUGGGAGGAAGUUACAGCACUUCCUCCCAGACAGAGCGCGCCGGCUGGAGGGAGAGGGAGUGCAGCGGGGAGUGAGCAGCUGCUGACCUGGCACACCAUCCGCAGCCUGCAGCACUGAAGGAAGAAAAUAGGUAAGUUAAACGUGUAUGUGCCUGUGUGUAUGUGUACCUGUGUCAGUGUGUGUAUCUGCCAAUGUGUGUGAAUCUGUGUGUAUGUGCCAGUUUGUGUAUCUGUGUAUCAAGAUGUGUAUGUGUCAGUGUGUAUAUAUGUGUGUGUAUCUGCCUUGUGCGUGAUAUCUGCCUUCCUCCCCUCUGCCUUGGAGAUAAUUGAGAAGUAAUUCAAUUAUCUCCCAGGACAAAGGCAAAUCGCCAUUAUGCACGUGGGGAUACUACAACACGAAUUACUAUUAAAAUACACUAUGUGAGACACAUUACAAUAAAACUAUACAUUUAACAUGUCCCAGAUUCCUAUCUGGGGUAUAACAUAGACAAGUAAAACUACCGAACACCGGCCGUUCGUGUACUUCCACCGAACAAGAAGGGAGGUCGGCGGCGUCAGCGGUGUUUGCGCAAAACUGUGUCCGAUUUUAGUUCCGUGAAUUAAGCGUCGAACACCACUGUACGUUCGCAUGUUUAAAAUGGCCGCGUCCUCGUGUUCGUUAUACGAAUGGCGGCCACCCAGCAUUCGCCAAUUAAGCUGCGGUUAACCGCAGCUUCAGGGAGGUUAAUUGCCGGCACACUCCAGGUCCCAGGUGGUCUAUUCAUUCGUGCGGUUGUUCGGUAGAUUGAAUCUACCGAACCCCAGGCAGAAAAGCACGAAUACGUUUUUUUUGCCGGGAAAAAUAUGUAUUUUAACAUGGGGCCAUAGUCCAAAGGCAGCAGGCGAGCAACCAGGCUUCUCCAAUGCAUUGUGGCGAGAUUGCUCUCGUCACAUCUCUCCCCUUUUCCAAACAGACUAACAGGGUAUCUGACCUCCUGCCGGUCAGUGCCCUUGUUAGUCCAGCAGCCCACCCACAAAACACAAUCAACAGCCCACCCACAAAAAAUGGUUACUACACCUGGGUAGAGGAGAAGCUUGUCCAUGUCCAGGUGCCUCACCACGGCUGUGCUGGGUACGGGUAUGCUGACUUGGUGGGUUGCUGUGUGGGCAGAGACCAGCGGUACUCUGCCCUGUUGCCAGCGCUACUGGGGUGGUAGCCUGGUUGUUUGAGGGGGAGACCGACUGUCUCCCCUUUAGAUACACAGCCCUGCUGCUGGAGACCGACUGUCUCCCCUUUAGAUACACAGCCCUGCUGCUGGAGACCAACUGUCUCCCCUUUAGAUACACAGCCCUGCUGCUGGAGACCGACUGUCUCCGCUUUAGACACACCGCUGGGCUGCCGGAGGGGGGAGACCGACUGUCUCCCCUUUGGCUAAACAGCCCUGUCACUGGGGGGCAGAACCGACCGUCCCUACACCCUGUGCUGUACGUGCAGAGACCACGGUCCCAUCUGCACAGUUGUGGGGCUUCCUGUCUCCCCCUGGUACAUUAAGCUGCCGCUGGGUAGAGGGGGUAACACACUCCUCUCCUAUACAUACUUCCUGCCAUGGGGGAGGGAGACCGACUGUCUCUGCUCCCAAUACAGAGUCUUGCUGCUGGGGAAAGGAGACUGGGCUCUCUAUUCCUGGUAGGACACUCUGCCGCUGGGGAAUGGAGACUGAGCUCCCAAUUCCCAAUAAAUCGUACUGCCGCUGGGGAAUGGAGACUGGGCUCCCAAUUCCCAAUAAAUCAUCCUGUCGCUGGGGAAUGGAGACUGGGCUCCCAAUUCCCUGCAAUAUCUCCCGCUGGGGAAUGGAGACUGGUCUCCCAAUUCCCAAAAAAUCAUACUGCCGCUGGGGAUCUGAGCCGACCGCCCAGCAUCCCUGUAGCUCACCCUGCCACUGGGGAGGGAGGAUGCUGCUCUCCUCUCCCUGCAAGGUACACUGCUGCUGGGGGACAGGACCACUUGUCUCUGCCCCCUGUAACUCAGCCUGCCGCUGGGGAAUGGAGCUUGGGCUCUCAAUUCCCUGCAAUAUGUCCCGCUGGGGAAUGGAGCUCGGGCUCCCAAUUCCCUGCAAUACUGGUGGAGAGACCUCGGUCUCAUCUCCACCCGCCACCUGGGGUUCUUCCCAGUAAUCUACCCAGCUGAAUGGGUCUGGAUCUGGGUCUCCGCUUCCCUGCUGAGCCUUCUCACUGGAGUGGAACAGAUCUUGGUAGCCCUGCUCCAGCUCCAUCUCUCGGGUCACCAGGUGGACCAGGUCUUGCUCAAUUUCGUGAGUGUCGUCCCAGUCAUACCUGCUCUUCCUCCACUCCAAGAGAUCACUGAACCGGGCUUGUGUAGCGCUCCCAAACUCAGGCUCUGCAAAAGACUCCCAUAACAAGCCAGGACCAUCAAACUCCUCUCCCUCUGGCUUGUCAUGCUCGGCUGUCCAGGGCAGAUACUGUGCCCCAUACCACCAGAGCGCCUGGUAGGCAUCUUCCAGCCAAAUCUCCUGCCAUACUCGGACUUCCAAUUCCUUCACCCAUUCAUCCAGGGGCUGCUCUCCCAGAAAGGGCAUCCGCAGGGCUAGUCACUUCUGCAGUCGCUGGUCUUCCUUGGGGAGUCUCUCGCCCCGCUGGUACUCCACAAUACCCAGUGCCUGGUACCAGAUGCCUUUGCGCAGCGCAUCUCGGUCAUCCAUGACACCCUCAUCAUACUCCACUGCUGGUUCCAUCUCGGUGCUGUCAGGGUCGCUGUACUGGGACAUGCGUUGCCCUCAAAUUGUAAAAAUCCACGGAAUGGUGUCACCUGUAGCUGUCCUUUUGUCUGUGGGAACGAUCCCGCCGCUUGCCACCAAUUGUAACGGACCGUUUUGCACACAAGGGGUAAAAACCGUUUAGGCGAUCGUCCCCUUCUCAGAGAUGCAGGCACAGCUAUUGUAGAACACCAAACUCACGAACCGCCAAUAAGGGAAUGCUCCAAACUCCCGAACGGCAUCCAAUAUAGCACUCAAAACACACAAACUGGCCCCAUACAAAUCACUGCUAGCAGACGAAUAGGAAAAGCAUCCAAGCGGCUUACACUCCUAGCAAUCAGUCUCUAUCAGCAUUCAGUAAAUCACCCCCAAAGACGAAACAAGGCUCCGUGUUGAGGGUCAAGCAGUGGUCUGUUUAAUGAGGGCAACUGGCCCAGUAUUUAUGCAGGUCUCCCACCUGGUGGACACUCCCCUAAGGGACCAAAUGGGAGACUGUGACAAAAGACAGACAAGUUGACAAAUAGGACACACAGUCACAUUAUAUUCCCACAAUGCAUCCUGGCUUCCUCCCCUCUGCCUUGGAGAUAAUUGAGAAGUAAUUCAAUUAUCUCCCAGGACAAAGGCAAAUCGCCAUUAUGCACGUGGGUCUACUACAACACGAAUUACUAUUAAAAUACACUAUGUGAGACACGUUACAAUAAAACUAUACAUUUAACAUGUCCCCAGAUAGCUCAGGUCUGAGCGCACAUUAAUAAGCGAAUGGCACUCAGACUACACGAAUAUAGUUCAAUCGCCAUGGAGCAAAGUCUUUACACAGUCAGUUCUCAUGCGAAUGGGCUCCAUGGGAUUCCUAUCUGGGGUAUAACAUAGACAAGUAAAACUACCGAACACCGGCCGUUCGUGUACUUCCACUGAACAAGAAGGGAGGUCGGUGGCGUCAGCGGUGUCCGCGCAAAACUGUGUCCGAUUUUAGUUCCAUGAAUUAAGCGUCGAACACCGCUGUACGUUCGCAUGUGUAAAAUGGCCAUGACCUCGUGUUCGUUAUACGAAUGGCGGCCACCCAGCAUUCGCCAAUUAAGCUGCGGUUAACCGCAGCUUCAGUGAGGUUAAUUGCCGGCACACUCCAGCUCCCAGGUGGUCUAUUCAUUCGUGCGGUUGUUUGGUAGAUUGAAUCUACCGAAUCCCAGGCAGAAAAGCACGAAUAAGUCUUUUCUGCCGGGAAAAAGAUGUCUUUUAACAUGGGGACAUAGUCCAAAGGCAGCAGGCAAGCAACCAGGCUUUUCCAAUGCAAUGUGGCGAGAUUGCUCUCGUCACAAAGCUAUUGCAAGAAAACUUCCUGCUGAUGUCCUCGGCAGCAGUCAGUGCAGGUAAACAUUUUGUUUUUAUUUUUCUCUUUAAUUGUAUUUUCAGUGUAUUGACAUUUACGGAACUACUAACAGGAAAAUAGUACAUAAUUAAUAACCAUAAUUGAAUAUAGUAGCAAAGAUUUGCUCUGUGUUACUUCUACAAAAUAAAUGAGCAUGAAAACUUAGGUCAUUACUCUUUAUACAAAUUGACUUCCCAUUCUUGCUUCUUGAUAUUAAACAUGAUGCUUAUGUGUUUCUUUCCUUCUUACAGUGAGAAAGGGGAAACUCUUCAGAAUGACAAACAUAUCUGCAAGCAGAAAGUGCGUCCAAAAGCCAGGAAAGCAGAGUCGGCUCUGUCCAUCCGGGUGGGGGUCUUUCGGUAGCACAUGUCCUUGCUUGAUCAUGGAGGGCUUCAUUUGGGAGGCUGUAUGCCCAGUCUAACUCAGGGAGGAGGGAAUAUGCUCACUAGAAAGCAACUGUGUGAAGGUGUGGAACAUAAGCAGUUUGUUUAAGCCCCUGGGGGUAAUUACCAGGUGUUCCACUACCUCUUGAGGGUAUAUGAUAAUGUAAGAUGCUUCUGGCCACCGAUGCAGAAAGGAUUCCUACUUCUAACAGGGAUAUUUGUCUAUAUGGUUGUGCCUUUUGUCUCUUUACCUUAUCUCUUGUAAACUGCCCCCACUGUAAUUCUUGUACUUUUAGGAUUGCUACUCUGGUAAAAUGAAAGGGGGAAAAAAAACCUAUAACUGCAUUUUCCAUGUGAUUGCAGUUGAUCUUGUAAUGCUGUAUUUUCUUUCACUCUGUUAUCGACACUAAUUGAUGAGUGUCUCUGCCUGGGUACAUUCCCUAUAUGUGAAUGAACAUGGUGGAUAGGACAGUUACUCAUGAGCCUUUGUAACUUGCAGGAAACUGUAUGGAAAAGUAGCUUGCGUCUACUCAUACAGCACAAAUUAACGAUCACGCGGCUUACUCAGCAAAACAAAAAGCAUAUUUUUUUUUCUUUCAAGUCUGUGCCUUUACCUGAAUUACCUGUUUCUGUCUGUAUAAUCACACCUAUCUUCCAUAUAGUUUUUGACUUAAUCAUUGUUAAAAUGUUACCACCACUCCUGAACUAGAGUUAGGGAAAGCUAUUCAUAACUAUAGCUGUUCGUAAACUACAGUUUUUGUUUACACCCAUCUGUGACUGGUUUGUAGGGAGCAAUGAGAGCUGGAGUUCAUAGUCCCCUGGAGAACAGCAUUCCAUUUUUAGGCAAUUCAGGCCAUUUUAGUGACACUAUCAUUGCAAAUGUUUUACUUCCAUUGCAAAGGAAAGUUAUUUUACAAGCGCACCUAUCUGGACGGAAACGGUGUAUAUAUUUAUUUUUUCUUGCAUCUGUCUAAUUCAAUUAGUUUUUUUCCAAUUUUCCAUGAGAAAUAGGGUAGGCGAGACAGGCCUGCCCACAGUCAAUUCUUAUUGGAUGAAGGAAUACAUGGAUUGCUGUUCGUUCUGGACAUGUGCUGCGACUAGAGCUUGGUGGAAAAGGGUAUUGUAAAAUGCCAGAGUUUUUUUUUGUUUGUUUUUUUUUCUGUAUUUGGGCUGCACUGUAAAAAUAACAUUGGCUUCUGUUACAGAAGCAAAAUUAUUUGUAAUGUUUUGUGAAACUUCAAAGCAGAGAUCUCUCGCUCCCCAUGUGUUGAUGACCAACGACUCCCAAAAUUUUCUGGAUUCGAAAAAGAAAACAUGAGAAUCACAGGAGCUGUAAUUCAGCAACAUGCUGGGAGACAAACUUUGAGAUGCCUACUUUAAAGACAUUUGUUUUCUAUGGUUACAUCAAACUGUACUUCAAUCCUAGUCAAUCCUGUACCUGUGUAUUUUGCCUCCUAUCUAAACUACAUCAUCUAUUUUUAUUAUUUUUUUAAUUUUUGUAGCCGUUGAAUUAUGAAUGGUCUAUAUAAUGGUUUUUGAAUACUAUGAAAACAUUUUUACACGGUUUUUGGUUGAAUAUUGUUUACUUAUUGUAAUAAUGACAACCAGAUAGGUGACAUCUGAUGAAAAUUUCUUUAACUGGAAUUAAUGGAAUAUAAUUUUUGUGCCAUUUGGUCUUGAGAUUGGGUGAGAAUGGAGCCCUGUCUUCAUGACACAUGAUUUGUAUUUGGUAUGCAGAGCUCAGAAAUCAGUGUACAUAGGGAUGUGUCCUGUGAUUCACUGCCAAACACACAUAUUUAAUUUAAAAAAAAAAAAAAAAAGGAUGGGUGCUGCUAUAAAGAGGAUAAAUAAAAAUAUUGUAUGUAAGUGAUCUCUGGUGUGUAAUGUGUUAAUUACUGAUCAACCUUAUGUUACCCAGAUGUUAUUUGGAUAGGUUUUCAGUGUCUAAACUUUUAUGCCUCUGGGUCUGAUUUGACUAAGGUAUAUAUUUAUUUUUUCUUGCAUCUGUCUAAUUCAAUUAGUUUUUUUCCAAUUUUCCAUGAGAAAUAGGGUAGGCGAGACAGGCCUGCCCACAGUCAAUUCUUAUUGGAUGAAGGAAUACAUGGAUUGCUGUUCGUUCUGGACAUGUGCUGCGACUAGAGCUUGGUGGAAAAGGGUAUUGUAAAAUGCCAGAGUUUUUUUUUGUUUGUUUUUUUUUCUGUAUUUGGGCUGCACUGUAAAAAUAACAUUGGCUUCUGUUACAGAAGCAAAAUUAUUUGUAAUGUUUUGUGAAACUUCAAAGCAGAGAUCUCUCGCUCCCCAUGUGUUGAUGACCAACGACUCCCAAAAUUUUCUGGAUUCGAAAAAGAAAACAUGAGAAUCACAGGAGCUGUAAUUCAGCAACAUGCUGGGAGACAAACUUUGAGAUGCCUACUUUAAAGACAUUUGUUUUCUAUGGUUACAUCAAACUGUACUUCAAUCCUAGUCAAUCCUGUACCUGUGUAUUUUGCCUCCUAUCUAAACUACAUCAUCUAUUUUUAUUAUUUUUUUAAUUUUUGUAGCCGUUGAAUUAUGAAUGGUCUAUAUAAUGGUUUUUGAAUACUAUGAAAACAUUUUUACACGGUUUUUGGUUGAAUAUUGUUUACUUAUUGUAAUAAUGACAACCAGAUAGGUGACAUCUGAUGAAAAUUUCUUUAACUGGAAUUAAUGGAAUAUAAUUUUUGUGCCAUUUGGUCUUGAGAUUGGGUGAGAAUGGAGCCCUGUCUUCAUGACACAUGAUUUGUAUUUGGUAUGCAGAGCUCAGAAAUCAGUGUACAUAGGGAUGUGUCCUGUGAUUCACUGCCAAACACACAUAUUUAAUUUAAAAAAAAAAAAAAAAAGGAUGGGUGCUGCUAUAAAGAGGAUAAAUAAAAAUAUUGUAUGUAAGUGAUCUCUGGUGUGUAAUGUGUUAAUUACUGAUCAACCUUAUGUUACCCAGAUGUUAUUUGGAUAGGUUUUCAGUGUCUAAACUUUUAUGCCUCUGGGUCUGAUUUGACUAAGGUCCUUAGUGUUUGAAUUACAUCAGGGCUUGACAAAUUUGCUUUGAAUCUAGG
This is a messenger RNA of Pelobates cultripes (western spadefoot toad), 38835 nucleotides long. The record is from the annotation of a GenBank genome assembly. Lineage: Eukaryota; Metazoa; Chordata; Amphibia; Anura; Pelobatidae.